This is a messenger RNA of Yarrowia lipolytica CLIB122, 579 nucleotides long. RefSeq lists its product as uncharacterized. The record is from RefSeq and is a predicted model, not a curated record. NCBI's taxonomy places the organism in Eukaryota, Fungi, Ascomycota, Dipodascomycetes, Dipodascales. Gene Ontology annotation, molecular function: acyltransferase activity, transferring groups other than amino-acyl groups.
AUGACCGACAUCCAGCCGCAAAUCAUCACCGAUCGACUCAUCAUCCGUCCGACCAACAUCGACGACUACGAUGACUGCUGCAAGCUCAUGGGCGACGCUGAUGUGAUGAAGUACAUUGGCGGCGAGAUUGUGGAUCCCGAGCACGUGUGGCUCAAGAUUCUGCACCGGAAGGGCCACUGGGACUACUUUGGCUACGGCUGCUUCACCAUCCGCGACAAGGUGACCAACGAGUUCUACGGCGAGAUUGGAAUCAGCCACUUCAAGCGGCCCAUUGCCGCGCCUUACAGCCCCCAGUUUGUCGAGGCGUCGUGGACCAUGGCGCCGUCGGCCCAGGGCAAGGGCAUUGGCAAGGAGGCGCUCUACGGUCUGGUCGAGUGGGACGAGAAGCACAACAUCACCAAGAGCGACUGGCUGGCCAUCAUUGAGCCGCCCAACAAGCGAUCGUCGGGCCUGGCCCAGAAGGUUGGCUUUGAGCUCGUGGCCGAGAACAAAAAGUGGAACGACAUCACCAUCAACCUGUGGGUCCGAAAGAACCCCAACAAGAACAAGUUUGAGUCUGCCGCCGUGGCCAAGUUGUAG